This is a messenger RNA of Zingiber officinale, 1802 nucleotides long. Its product is annotated as vacuolar cation/proton exchanger 3-like. The record is from RefSeq and is a predicted model, not a curated record. Gene Ontology annotation, molecular function: calcium:proton antiporter activity. The transcript is spliced from 13 exons. Gene Ontology annotation, biological process: calcium ion transmembrane transport; intracellular calcium ion homeostasis. Gene Ontology annotation, cellular component: plant-type vacuole membrane. NCBI's taxonomy places the organism in Eukaryota, Viridiplantae, Streptophyta, Magnoliopsida, Zingiberales, Zingiberaceae. The coding region runs from base 193 to 1578 and encodes 461 amino acids.
CCAUUAAAGUAAGCGAGUUCAUGGCUUCCCAAACAAAGCCAAUGACUUCAAUCCGGUUAACUUCCACCUUUUCCUCUUCCUCUUCCUCUCGUCGUUCCAAUCGGUUAAGCAGUUUCAAUCGGCUUCUUCUUCUUCUUCUAAUCGCUUCCUAGAUCGCCUGGAUGCUUGGGCUGGCGGAAAUCGAACAGAGAAAUGGCCGGACAGAUGCAUGAAGGCGAUACAAAAACUCAGCUUGCGAUAAUUCCUGCCUCCUUCGAAAUUGGUCCUCCGUCUGGUGGAUCAGAACAUGAUUUCGAGGAUGAAAGCCUUGUCAGUCUGGAUCUUCCAACGAAGUCUAUCGGCAUGAAUGGAGUUCAGCAUGGUUCUAUUUCUGCCAUUGAACGAAUGGAUAGUAUCAUGAAGACUAACUUCUGGAGGAGCUUGAAAAUAAUAUUAUUCACAGCCAAGAUAAAUGUAUUGAUUCCUUUUGGACCUCUAGCAGUCCUUAUCAGCUACAUGACUGAUGAUAAAGGAUGGGUAUUCCUUUUCAGUUUGUUAGGCAUCAUUCCAUUGGCAGAGCGCUUAGGUUUCGCAACUGAGCAGUUAGUAUUUUUCACAGGAGCAACAGUGGGGGGCCUCUUGAAUGCUACUUUCGGAAAUGCAACCGAGUUAAUAAUAUCAGUCCAUGCACUGCAAAGUGGGAUGGUACGAGUCGUUCAACAGUCACUAUUAGGAUCUAUUCUAUCAAACAUGUUGCUUGUUCUUGGGUGUGCGUUCUUCUUUGGAGGGAUUGUUUUCAUGAACAAAGAGCAAGUUUUCGAUAAGGCAGAUGCUGCAGUGAACUCAGGAUUGCUGUUAAUGGCAGUAAUGGGACUACUUUUCCCUGCUGUUCUUCAUUAUACACAUACAGAAGUACAUUAUGGCAAAUCAGAAAUGGCUCUUUCUAGAUUUAGCAGUUGCAUAAUGCUUCUGGCCUAUGCUUGUUACCUUGCUUUCCAAUUAAAAAGCAGUAAUGUAUCCUACGAUCCCAUAAGCGAGGAAGGAUGUGAAAAUGGGGAGAUCACAAAAGAUGAAGAAGAUGAAGCCCCCGAGAUUUCAAAAUGGGAAGCCAUCAUAUGGCUUGGAAUUUUGACAGUUUGGAUCUCAGUGCUAUCUGAUUACCUGGUGGAUGCAAUUGAGGGUGCCUCAAUUGCCUGGAACAUUCCUAUUUCGUUUAUAAGUGUCAUUUUGCUCCCAAUUGUCGGUAAUGCUGCCGAGCAUGCAAGUUCUAUUAUGUUUGCCAUGAAAGACAAGCUCGACAUCUCUCUUGGAGUUGCUAUUGGGUCCUCUACUCAGAUAUCUAUGUUUGGGAUUCCUUUUUGUGUGGUAGUAGGAUGGAUCAUGGGACAACCAAUGGACUUGAAUUUUCAACUUUUUGAGACGGCGACUUUGUUUAUAACAGUAUUGGUUGUCACCUUCAUGCUCCAGGAUGGAACUUCAAACUAUUUCAAAGGUUUAAUGCUGAUCCUUUGCUAUCUAAUUGUAGCUGCAAGCUUUUUUGUACAUGUCGAUCCUUCUCUUGCCAAUGAAGAUAAAGAGCCGGGAAAUGGAAGUCACUAAACUCAUUGUUAUAACAAAGUUUAAUUGCAUACAAGGAGCCAUCCUCUUGGUGAAGUAGAGAGUGGCCCAUUUUGGCGUAAUAGGAGACAUUGAGGGAGGGUUUUAGGCACACUUUAUUUAUUACAUGUAAAUUAAUAGAUUGGAAAAAAAAUAUAUAUCCUUCAAUGAGAGUUAUGCUAUGAUCUCCUUGUAAUUGAUUAAUUGAUUUUGUUUCUUUCUCAAAA